Molecule: messenger RNA, 3096 nt
Organism: Penicillium alfredii
Lineage: Eukaryota; Fungi; Ascomycota; Eurotiomycetes; Eurotiales; Aspergillaceae
Exons: 7
Coding region: 1-3096 (1031 amino acids)
Biological process (GO): aromatic amino acid catabolic process; positive regulation of transcription by RNA polymerase II
Cellular component (GO): nucleus
Molecular function (GO): DNA-binding transcription factor activity, RNA polymerase II-specific; zinc ion binding
Source: RefSeq, a predicted model, not a curated record
AUGAAAGUGUUUCACUAUCAGGACUUAACGGCUGUACCGGAUAUUGAUCGUGAUCUGGAUCUAUUUCGAUGUGAAAGUCGCGCCUACGCCCGGUUGAAAGGACAUGGUCUUUGUGAAAAAGGACAUAUCCCGGACUUCUAUGGAGUCAUCAAGGAUAUCGAUCCUCAAUCCUGGGGGUGGGAGCAGCACUUUGAGUGCUUUAUCGAAGAUUUGAAACGUCCGAACGCAAUUCUGAUUGAAUACAUCCCCAACAUUCGAAUGAUCGACUUGUCCAAUUUUUCAGAAGAACGAGUGCAAAAGCUUCGUGACAUUCUGACCGAAAUUCACAACGCGUCAGUAUAUCAUGCAGACCAUUAUCCUCGCAAUAUGAUGGUACAGAACGACUCAAAUAGAGUUCUCUGGAUUGAUUUUGACCGAGCUCAAACAUUUAACCCGGACUCUAUUACCUCUGAGCAACAGGAGUGGAUGGAAUUCGAGGGCUUGUACAUUGAUGAAUAUGUUUGCGAAAUGGCGAAAGACUACAAAGAUGGAAAGAUUGAUCGAACUUGGCUUUGCUACCAUGGCAUUUCCUUUGGAAAUCCGGAUCUCCUGAUUCAUCCGCGGUGGAAACGUACUACGACCGGUCCUCGGGGCCGCUUGAUGAUGGACGGUGCCAGGCGCCCGGACCGGCAGUAUCAGCGCACCUACAAGGCAUGUAUCCCUUGCCGGCAACGCAAGGCAAAGUGCGACUUGGGAUCCGGUUCAGACGGCUUACCGAUCGGUCCGCCAUGUGCGCGGUGUCGGAGGGAGCUGAGGGAUUGUGUGUUUCCUGAGAAACGGGCGUGGGAGAGGUCCCGCAAACGAGCCCAUUCUCCAGAUGAUUUAGAGAGUAGUGUGUCGCCGCGAAAUGUUCGGCAAGCGACACCAGGGGUUACGCCAGAAAGCCUUAAUCAUGUUACGCCGACUCACGAGCCGAGCCCGCAGCUACGCCAUGGAUCCGAAGCAAACACUCAUCGGUCGAUUCCACCACGGGAAAGUUCCAGUAAUGGUUUUCCUAAUCCAAGUCCGGGCUCUGUCCAGCCAGACUGGUCAGUCCCCAGACAGAGGUCUAGUCUGGCAGAAGACAACUCCCACGUUGAGGAGUCGCCGCAGGUAUACCAGAAUGAACGGCAACGAUCGAACUCCACACUGGCCAACUCCAUGAUGCGAACUGUUGUGGCUAGCGGGAACGAUGCGCUUAAUAUUCUAUUCGAGGCAGCAACUGCCCAUAGCCAAGAAGACCACCCAGCUGACGAAAGUCCUGGAGUCAGAACAACAACAUCAUCAGGCCCAAAUUCCAAAGCUCGAAACACGCCUAGGAACCAUGACAUCCCCGCUGUGUUUGAACCGACUCCCUGUGUUGUACGUCCUGUGGAGAUAUCAAAUGCCCCCCGCGAGACCCUCAACGUUUGGGAGGCUUGUCGGUUUGUCAAGAUGGGUUGGUUUACCGCCAGAGAGGCUGUCACAUUUAUCGAUCAGUUUUUUAAAAACAUGUCGUGUUUAUCCCCCAUCCUCACUGACUUCUAUGCAAAUCAUCACAACCAUUAUUGGCUCAUCACUCGAGAACCAGUGCUUUGUUGCACAAUCCUCAUGAUCUCUUCUCGCUAUCAUGUUCUGCCGGGGGCAGGGGGCGAGUCAAGAAACUUCUUCAUCCACCACCGGCUCUGGCAACACUGCCAGCAGUUGACAAUGCGGCUGAUAUUCGGACAAGAAAAGUCUACCAAGUCAAAGGUUCGCGGUCUUGGUACCGUGGAAGCACUCUUGUUGAUGUCGGAGUGGCACCCUCGCGCAUUACAUUUUCCACCCGAAACAGACGGUUGGGAUGACGAUCUGAUCCCCACAGCACCCAAGCCCUCAGAGGAUAGCCAUGCGAGCGGGGGGAUGUCCUGGAUGCUACUUGGGUGUGCCCUCUCUCUCGCUCAUGAACUGGGAAUAUUCGAGACAGAGAUCGCUUAUCCAGAAAAAGAGCAAGAAUGGACAGAUCAGAUGAUUCUUCGCAGGCAACGCGUUCAGCGUCUCCUGUACGUAUAUAUCAACCAGCUAGCAUGGCGGAUCGGUUGCAUGUCGCCCAUCCCGCAGUCCUUGAACCACGCGGUGCUGGGGGCCCGAAAGCCUCGAGGGCUCAGCCCACUGGGGAGCACAUGGUUGACCUUUAUGGACUCGUGGAUUGAGCUGACCAAGCUGGCCAAGUCUGUCACUGACAUGGUCUUCCCGUCCGCGGCAUUCGCACGGCAACAACUGCAUAGCGGCCGAUACGUUGGUCUCCUGGAACAUUUUCGGCCCCUACUCAACCAGUGGAAAGAUAAGUAUCUCCAGCCGCAGGUACUCGACAAGGCAUUCUACAACGACCUAUUUAUCGAGUAUCACUUUGUCCGCGUGUACACCCAUUCAGUGGGGAUGCAGGCUGUGGUAGAACGCGCUGUGGUAGAGAAUGACUCAAACAACUUCGACGAGGUGCGGCCCAUGACCAUCGACCCAACGGAUUACGAAUAUAUCCAGGAGGUAAUCGACGGCUGCUGCCAGAUCCUGCAAAAAGUCACUCACCUGGCCGAGGCUGGGGCGCUGCGGUUUUCGCCCGUCCGCAUCGUCCUCCGCAUCACCAGUGCCUCGAUCUUCCUGAUGAAAGCGCUCAGCCUAGGCACCCGGCAAGCCAAGCUCGAGGAAUCGCUGGAGGUGCUCGAGAAAAGUAUCAAAGCACUCAAAUCAAACGCCUUGGAUGAUGUGCAUUUGAGCACUCGCUAUGCCACCCUGCUGGACAUGCAUGUGUCGCGCUUGCGACACAACCUGCUGGCAUCAUCGAAAACGAUCAAGAAUAGUAGAGGGACCACAAGAAGGUCAUCCAUGGGUCCUCCGCCUUGGCCAGAGAAUGGCGAACGCGCGAAUAUGGCCAACGGCCCCGUGUCACAGGAUCUUCCGUCGGGGCUGGGCUUUAUUCCAUCUUUGCACGACGUUGCAGCAGACGACUGGCUUUCGCUGCCAUUUGAUCCGUCGAUGGCACCAUUCGGCAUGAGCAACGGAGGUCAAUUUCCGAUUUAUGAAGGAGGCGCGUUGGAUUUCAUCUGGAAUCUGCCGUCAUGA